GUGAACAUCUCGAGCGCGUCCCCAGCCAGGGGCGCCGUGCUGAUGGUGUUGACGGGGUGGCAGUUCGGCGAGGUCAGGGACAGCCUGCAGGCAGCGUACGGCGCUGGCCGAGCGGGCACCAACUACAUCCGGCCAGCCCACUGGCGCUGCCCCCUCGGGGGCGGCCUCGACGCGCUCGUCCACGUGCGCGCGCUCGCUCCCGACCGGUACAGCGUGGUGGUGCUCAACGCGCUCGCCGAGAGGCUCGAGCUCGCGGCCUCCGUGGGGUACGCGAACCCGGGCGGCGAGCGCCUGCCCCUGCAGGUCGCCCACCUGCCGGCGACGCUGCGCGCCAGCGCCGGCGCGUUCCUGGCCCUGCUGGCCCCAGCGGUCGCCGCCGAGAUCCUCGGCUCCUGCGGCCUGCGCGGCGGGCGCGCGCGGAGCGCGCGGCUGCGGCCGCUGCGCGCGCUGCUGGCGCUGUGCCUACUGCUGCGGAGCCUGGCAUCGCACGGGGCUUGGCGUACUACGCCGACCUGUCUCGCGACGGGCGCGUCGCGCCGUGGAGGGCCGUGGCCUUCGUGCUCACGGGCAGGGUCCAGGCCAUCUCCGAGGCGACGUUCCUGCUGCUCGUUGCCGUCGGCUGGCGCCUCCUCAGGCUGCGCCUCAUGCCAGAGGAGCUGGCGUUCAUCCUGACGUUCAUGGGCCCGGUGGCGCUCACGCUGUCGGUGGUUGACGCGCUGCGCCCAGACCUGCAGAUGGACACCCUGCUCACGGCAGUCUUCGCGAUCUUCCAGAUCGUCACAGUCUUGGCGACGUCGCUGAGCUUAGACACCAUCAGCGCCCACCUUGCGGAGUCGCCCGUUGCCCCAGAGGUGGUCGCCCUGUACAACUUCCGCGACAUCUACUCGCGCUUCAAAUGGCUGUACUUCGCCCUCCUGCUUCGGCCCACCCUCCUCCUCAGCCUCCGACAGUGGCUCUUCGGAGCGGCGGACGCAGCGUGGAUCGCCGAGCCGCACAACUACUCGCCGCUGCGCCAGGCCACCGAUUGGGCCAUGUACGCCUCGCUCCUCGCCGCGCUGUUCCCCGCCCUGUGGCCCAGGCACGUCAAG
This is a messenger RNA of Prorocentrum cordatum, 1088 nucleotides long. The record is from the annotation of a GenBank genome assembly. NCBI's taxonomy places the organism in Eukaryota, Dinophyceae, Prorocentrales, Prorocentraceae.